GUUGUUGGAUUGCUGGCAGUCUUCGAAGACAAAGCAUUGGUUUACCUCGUAUUCGAGGCGUGCAUGGGGGGUGACUUAUAUGCACAUCUCAUACGCAAUCGUGGUACAUUACACGAGGAGUACCUCGUAACAAAGGUUGUCUUUCCGCUGCUGUCCGUUCUGCAACAACUACACAAACUGCACAUCAUCCAUCGAGACAUUAAGCCAGAAAAUAUCUUCCUUACGGAGACGGGUGAAAUAGCCCUGGGUGAUUUCGGGCUUGCGGGUCACAAGUUCCAGGACCGGAUGACGGAGCGCGUCGGCACGUUAGACUACAUGGCGCCUGAAGCAUCGGAUGGAGUUAAGGCAUACGACGAGAAGAUUGACAUUUGGGCCACCGGUGUCCUUGUCUAUGAACUACUUGUGGGGCGUCCUCCUUUCGAGGUUGACGACCCACAGGAAACGGCACGACUUAUUUUAUCUGGUCAGGCAUCGGACUUCCCGGUCCACAUUUCCCAGUAUGCCCGUGAUUUCGUAGCCCAGGCUUUGACGAAAGACGCCGACCUACGGCCGUCGGCAGAGCAGCUAUUACAACACCCGUGGCUCCGUCAUUACUUCGGAGGGAAGAUACCGGAUCCGUCAGUGGCGACGGGUGGCUUGAUCACUGUUGGCGUGCUGAAAUCGUGGCUGGCGGCCAGCUGGUGA
Molecule: messenger RNA, 684 nt
Organism: Volvox carteri f. nagariensis
Lineage: Eukaryota; Viridiplantae; Chlorophyta; Chlorophyceae; Chlamydomonadales; Volvocaceae
Exons: 3
Biological process (GO): mitotic spindle organization; regulation of cytokinesis; protein phosphorylation
Cellular component (GO): spindle midzone; spindle pole centrosome; spindle microtubule
Molecular function (GO): ATP binding; protein kinase activity
Source: RefSeq, a predicted model, not a curated record